Messenger RNA from Drosophila serrata, 796 nucleotides. RefSeq lists its product as uncharacterized. The record is from RefSeq and is a predicted model, not a curated record. NCBI's taxonomy places the organism in Eukaryota, Metazoa, Arthropoda, Insecta, Diptera, Drosophilidae.
AGCAUUGCCAUACCCUUCAUUCCUUUGUCAGAUGUCUUUGCAGGCCUGUAGAAAUUUAUAAAAAUCCCAAAAUUUACAAAAAAAAGGAAAACCACACAAGAUGUUUCAUGGCCUAUCCGUUAUGCUGUUCAACACCUCCGAGAUCGAGAGGAACGUCUUUGGGAUGGCCGACGAUGUGUAUCGCACCAUCGAUAUCUUCGAGCAGGCCGCCAGAUUCGAGGCCAGUAUCGGCAGACCCUUCGAUUUGUUGUCCAUGGUUUUUGACUGUCUCGUCUUCAUGGCGGUGGCCCUCAUCGUCGUGGCCCUGGUCCUGCAGAAGCGGUUCGUGAAGCUCUGGCAGCUGGCCAGGCUGAGUCGCCUCAGGGAGCAGGUGCCGGGCAUUAACAAGGCCAACAAGAAGGACACCUUCCCGGAGACCAGGUCAUCCUCCGUUACAUCCCUGCCGGAACUCAACCAACAGCUGGAGGACGACGGCAUUAGUAUCCACAAACUCGAAACCAGCGAGAACGAGGAGGAGGACACCUUGGAGAUGAAGAAGAUGGUGGGCACUGCCCUGUGGGCUAAGAACUGGCGGGUCUCGACCAAAAUCCAGAGUUUUGGUUCGUUCUACGACACCUGGUUCCGCUAGAUUCAGGUGCGGAAAUCGUGUUCCAUUAACUGCACAUCGUGAUGCUGACACCAAUCGAUUGAUUGCGACUUUGCGGUUACCGAUUUGAAUUUGUAAAAGUGCCACAAAUUGGCUAAUUAAGCUCGAUAUUCAUAUAUGAACCCAAAUUGAAUAAGUGCCUGACUCAUA